UUUUUUUUUAAGUUAAAAGAGACAGGACGAAUUGGAAAUCUAUCCUGCACCCCGCCCAUGGGGGCAGGGUACCCCUACCCCACAUCCCAAGAGCGGGGGUAAAAACCCCACCCCCCGCUGCAUGGGGCGGGGUACGGGGAAGGGGUGCCCCCUAAUCUUCUCAAUCUAAGGUGCAUUUUCGGGGGAAAAACCAACGAUCGGAAAGACCCAAAAAGACCUUAAAUCGGAGCUUUUCAUGACCACUUUUGUCUAGGCUUCUCUGAGUCUUUGAAACAUAGCUGUCAUACAGAAAUGGUGGAGCGACAAGCGGUAGAUCAGCCACACCAGAUUGAUUCACAGCUGCAGUCCUUGCCGCCUCCAAGGGACGACAUGAUUGCUUGCGUCAUGGCAUUAGAGGCUGCUUUGCUUCCGUGCUUGCCCGCGAGAGAGCUUCAAGCUAUAGACCGUUCUCCGCACCCUUCUCAUCAGAUUGAUGUGGAAAGGUAUGCACGAGAUUUUAUGGAGGCUGCCAAGAAGCUUCACCUUAAUUUUAUUGGCCUGCAACGUGAAGAUCAGCCAACAAAGGUUGAAACACUUAGAAAGGAGAUUGCUUUGAUGGAGGAAGACUUAAGGAUAAAGAGUGACAUUAUCAAGAAGCAAGAGAGACUGAUCCAAGGGUGGAGAAAAGAUUCGAAAGACCAAGUGGACAAACACAACAUCGAGUUGAAGAGGGUGUAGGGUGUAUUUUGUAAGCAAUAAGCUCGCUAUUUUCUGAAUUGGAGUCAAAUUUCUUGGUGCUGCAUGCUCCUGAUCACAUAGGAUUGAUACUGCGCUCCCUUUUUUGUAAUUUAUAAAAUGAGAAAUACUCUAAUCAUAAAGUGAUUACACAUAAAUAAUCUCACAAACUGAUAUGGCUUGAUAUGAUUUGUCAUAUUGUAAAGUUACUUUUAUUGUAAAACAUAUCCGACAUAUCACAUGAAAUCACGUCAGUUUGUAGAAUUACUUUUGUGUAAUUUCUUUGUGGCUGUAGUGCUUCAAAAUGAGAUUAGGACAAAAAAUAUUUCUUGAAUACAUAACGGCUACAAAUUCCAAGUCUUGCAUGGUGCUAUGGAUGAUUGAAUGAGAGAUAGCAAACUGCAACAUUCAGCAAAGGGAAUGGAAUUGAGUUGCCUCAAAUGGACCGAUGCAAAGUGCCAUCUGUGGAACUCAUUCAAGCAAAACUCAUUCCAAUGGUGUACAAACAGAUUUUGGCUUGUAAAUUGCAGCAUUGAGAUUGAGAAAGCUACAAUUUCAGCUAAGAUGAUUGAGAGAUUCAAGUUUGUGGGAUACACGGCAACAAUAGUAAACCUAGUAACAGUUUCUGAGCUCAUCGAAUAACAUAAAAGAAACUUUAGGCAGGUUGACCAAGAAGCAGUCUGAUAAGCUACUUAAUUCUUCUCAAAUGGGGCGAAAAGACCAUAACUGAUAUUACAACUGCUACAAUACAUGCUCUCACUUCUAACGGCUACUUUGGAUUGAGAAUGUAACAAAGCAACAAAAAA
Messenger RNA from Juglans regia (Persian walnut), 1520 nucleotides. Its product is annotated as mediator of RNA polymerase II transcription subunit 28-like. Gene Ontology annotation, cellular component: mediator complex. The transcript has 4 exons. Bases 292 to 717 code for a protein of 141 amino acids. NCBI's taxonomy places the organism in Eukaryota, Viridiplantae, Streptophyta, Magnoliopsida, Fagales, Juglandaceae. The record is from RefSeq and is a predicted model, not a curated record. Gene Ontology annotation, biological process: regulation of DNA-templated transcription.